Molecule: messenger RNA, 2197 nt
Organism: Schistocerca serialis cubense
Lineage: Eukaryota; Metazoa; Arthropoda; Insecta; Orthoptera; Acrididae
Product: synaptic vesicle glycoprotein 2B-like
Exons: 14
Coding region: 76-1662 (528 amino acids)
Biological process (GO): transmembrane transport
Cellular component (GO): membrane
Molecular function (GO): transmembrane transporter activity
Source: RefSeq, a predicted model, not a curated record
AGCUCUGAUUUUGAGACCUGCAUAAAGUUGACUGGUUUCGGGAAAUACAAUUAUUUGAUACUUAUUGUGUCGCUGAUGGCAUCACUAGCUCAGCAGUUAAGCAUAUCAGCAAUUUCAUACAUUCUACCAUCUGCAGAAUGUGAGCUUCAACUUUCCCCUGAAGACAAAGGGACUCUCAAUGCAACAGGUUACAUUGGAAUGAUUCUGAGUGCAUACGUGUGGGGAUUUUUAUCAGACACAGUUGGCAGACGUAGGCUUCUAGUAUUUGGUUACUUAUUUGAUGGAGUAUGUAACUUGACUGGAAGCUUUGCUGAGAGUUAUUGGUUUCUUUUUGCAUUUAAAUUGCUGAAUGGAGUAAUAAUGUGUGGACCUCUUUCUAUUCAAAGAACAUAUGAAGCAGAGUUCCACAGUGUUAAAUAUAGAGGAAAACAAAUUAUGUUGGCUGGUAUUUUUAUGUCACUUGCUAAUAUUGUGAUACCAGAAAGGAAUUAUAUGGCUGAUAUUACAUUUAGAAUUGUUAUCAGAAAUAUUCAGUGUUACCCUCAAGAUGAUGUGGUUAUCGCUACCCGGUUCGAAUCCCGGCCGGUGACCAGCACACUUGAUUGGAGAAUUGCAUGGCUGAUAUUACCUUUGGAAUGGUCGAUAACAGUUUUUGACAGAAAAAUUCCAAUCUCAUCUUGGAGAUUAUUUAUGGCAUUGAGCUCACUACCAAGCUUUACAACAGCUUGUUUGAUCUACAAAUGCAUGGAGAGUCCCAGAUUCCUUAUGGCAAGUGGCCAAAAUGAUGAGGCUCUCAAGACUUUCAAAAUAAUUUAUAGCCAUAAUACAGGAAAUAACCCAGACAUGUAUGCAGUCAGAAGCAUUUCAAAUCAAAUACAUCCAUCUCAGCCACCAACUAGCAGCAUAAACUUGAAGAAAAGUCUGUUAUCCAUCAUGAAAAUUUGUUGGCAACAAGCAAAGCCUCUGUUCAUUCCUCCUCACAGCAAAAAUACAGCUGUUACAUUUAUGAUGCAAUUUACAACUUUAUAUGGUUUUAACACAAUACGUUUGUGGUUGCCACAAAUGCUCACAUCUGUGCAGGAGCACCUAUCACAGCAAGAAAUGACCCACAGUUCUCCAGUAAUAAAAAGCAUAUGUGAAAUUUUGCAAAUAACAAUGUCUACAAAUGUAACUGAGGAUAUCUCUGAACCCGAGGUCCACUGUGUUUUUAAAACAGCUGACAAUACAGUUUAUGUCAACAGUAUGAUGGUGGGGAUUGCACAAGGAAUUGCAUUUUUAUUUGCAGCUUGCUCCAUCAGUAUUGUUGGAAAAAAGAUGAUUAUGGUUACAGGUUAUGCUGUUGGAGGCUGCAGUGCAUUAGCUUUGUUGUGGUCUCACAAUUCUGACAUGACAAUCAUAUUUUCGGCCAUUUACAUAGCAUUACUUGCUGUUAGUCAUACUGUCAGCAUGGCAGUGGUCAUAGAUGCCUUCCCCACAUCUCUCAGGAAUACAGCUGUAAGUUUAUCUCUCAUGUUUGGUCAGCUCGGAACAAUUAUAGGGAACACAGCAUUUCCAGUUCUUCUGAGGAUGACUUGUUCCACUCCAUUUAUUAUUAUAAGCUUCAUGACAAUGGUGAACGCUGGUCUGACUAUGUUCCUGCCAGAAACAGUCUGUGCAUCAUAGAUAUCAACAUAAUUCAGAAACAAGCAGUGUAAAAUUAAAAUUAAUGUUUCAGUAAGUGGGUGAAAAUAUUACUUGCGUGGAUGAGGCCCAAUACAUCAAGUAAUGCUUGCAUGAAUAAAACUGAGCUGAGGCUCAUACUUCAAAAAUGUUUGAGAAACUGAAAAACUACCUCUACUCUAGUAGAAGUUGAAAUUUGUGCUGCAGCAUAGUGUGUUUGCUUGCGUGAUCAGUAAGUUGUGAUCAGUGUUAAGAUUAGGUCAUGCAAAUGAGGUGUUGUGACUGGAAGACAUAGUUUGCAUUUUACAGUACUUAAGGGGCAUUGUGCCCAGGUUAUCAUUGUCUUACAUGCUUGUUUAUGAAGAAUAAAAUUCUAGUCAAUAGUAUAUAGACAUACACUAGUAAUUAUGUUGAAUGAAUAAUAAAAUCAAAAUAUCAAUACUUUUAGUUAUAUUAAGUACCUUUGUACAGAUCAUCUACAGGUUUUGCUAUAUUUUUUUUAAAGUAUAUUGAGACGAGAUGGAUGAAUGAUGAUAUC